AUGCUGGUCGUGGGCGCGCAGGCUGCGGCCGGCGGCGGCGGCAGCCAGGACGCCGAGGCGCCCACGGCAGCUGUGGCGGAGCACGUGCGUGCGGCGGCGGCGCUGGUGGCGAACACUUUCUUCCGAGACGAGAUUGCCAUCGGCGUGGGCAGCGGCCUGGGUGUGACCUACGUGCUUGAGGAGCUGGCGCAGCGGCUGGGCGCCGGCAAGCUGCGCGGCGUGCGCUGCGUGCCCGCCAGCGACGCCGCCGCCGGCGAGGCCGCUUUCCUCGGCGUGCCGCUCACCACACUGCAGGAGGCCGGCAGGCUGGAUCUGUUCAUAGAGGUGGCUGAUGAGCUGGCAGCGGAUGCAGAGGGCUCCCUGGCCUUCAUCAUCGGCCGCCAGCAGCGCCCCGCCCAGCCCCAGCUGCACCGCGCCCGCCAGCUGGCAGCCGCCGCCACCACCAACAUCGUGAUCGCCGAGGAGAGGGCCGUCCUGGUGCCGCGCCUGGGGGGCAGCCUGCCGGUGGCGGUGCAGGAGGAGGGGUGGGAGGUGGUUGGGGAGGAGCUGGAUGAUCUGUUCCUGGGGGAUGCGGAGCUGUGGCGGCGGUCCAAUGAGGAGGGCGCGGGGCCGAGGGGCGGCGACCAGCCGUACGUCAGCGCCGAAGGCCACGCCCUCAUCGACAUCCGCUUCUACGAGGGUCUGAAGCUGUUUGGGGAGGACGCAGACUAUGGGUCCAUCGCAGCCGAGAUUGAUGGCGUGGAGGGGGUGGUGGCGCACGGCCUCAUGGCCAACGUCGCGGCGGCGGCGGUGAUUGCGGGGCCCGCGGGACCGCACCUGGCCUGGCGCAAGGACGACCUCACCCAGCUGAACUGA
Molecule: messenger RNA, 855 nt
Organism: Chlorella variabilis
Lineage: Eukaryota; Viridiplantae; Chlorophyta; Trebouxiophyceae; Chlorellales; Chlorellaceae
Exons: 6
Coding region: 1-855 (284 amino acids)
Biological process (GO): pentose-phosphate shunt, non-oxidative branch
Molecular function (GO): ribose-5-phosphate isomerase activity
Source: RefSeq, a predicted model, not a curated record